Molecule: messenger RNA, 1417 nt
Organism: Xenopus laevis (African clawed frog)
Lineage: Eukaryota; Metazoa; Chordata; Amphibia; Anura; Pipidae
Gene: kdelr3.S
Product: KDEL endoplasmic reticulum protein retention receptor 3 S homeolog
Exons: 5
Coding region: 493-1137 (214 amino acids)
Biological process (GO): protein retention in ER lumen; retrograde vesicle-mediated transport, Golgi to endoplasmic reticulum
Cellular component (GO): Golgi membrane; endoplasmic reticulum membrane; COPI-coated vesicle membrane
Molecular function (GO): ER lumen protein retrieval receptor activity
Source: RefSeq, a predicted model, not a curated record
AACAUCUGCGGGGAGACGCUGCUGGAGUCCCUGCAACUACAUAUACCCACCUAUGGCUCGUGCCACGAUUCCUGUGGGCACAUUUACUCUUCCGCACCCCUCUCCCAAUUUGCAGCUUCCCUGUAUAAUAAGCCCCGCCCACGCCAUAUAGCAGUGCCCUGAUGUCUAUGUCAACGGCAGCCACGUCACCCCGGGCUGAGUACAGGAAAGUCUCCCGAGCGUUACCCGCAGUCCCGCAGCGCAGACUCAUGACUGACACGGAGAGAGCAGCGCAAGGGAGACGCACUGAGAGCGCACUGGAACUUACUCUCUAACCUUCCCAACUCAUACUUCUCACCUUGUAACUUGUCUCUCGCUUCUGCCGCUUUAGGCUUGGGAUUUUUUAAACCUCUUUUUUUUAAAAAAAAAAAAACUUUUAAAGAGUUUUUAAAAUACUUUUUUUUUUUUUUAAAGCUUAUUGCCCUUCAUUUUUUUUUUUAAAAAGAAGCUGAAAUGAAUAUUUUUCGGAUUUUGGGGGACGUGUCCCAUCUGCUGGCCAUUAUUAUCCUGUUCCUUAAGAUGUGGCAGAGCAAGUCCUGUGCUGGUAUAUCUGGCAAAAGCCAGCUGCUCUUUGCACUGGUGUUCACGACACGGUACUUGGAUCUCUUCACUGUAUUUAUAUCUGGCUACAACACUGUAAUGAAGCUCAUCUUCUUGCUCUGCGCAUAUGUUACAGUUUAUCUGAUCUAUGGAAGAUUCCGGAAGACUUAUGACAGUGAGAAUGACACAUUCCGUCUGGAAUUCCUCCUGGUACCAGUUAUCGGACUGUCUUUCAUGAAGAACCAUGAUUUCACCCCUCUAGAGAUCUUAUGGACCUUUUCUAUUUACUUGGAGUCAGUGGCCAUCCUACCCCAGCUCUUCAUGAUCAGUAAGACAGGAGAAGCGGAAUCUAUCACUAACCACUAUCUCUUCUUCUUGGGCCUCUAUCGUGUGCUUUACUUGGCCAACUGGAUCUGGCGCUACCAUACAGAAAAGUUCUUUGAUCAGAUUGCAGUGGUGUCAGGCAUAGUGCAAACCAUCUUUUACUUUGACUUCUUCUACCUCUACAUUACCAAAGUUCUCAAGGGCAAGAAGCUGAGCCUCCCUAUGCCAGUGUAAAAAAGCCGGACCUCAGUGACCUGCACCAAGCCGUGCCAUGGACUUCAUUCUAUUGCUUCCCUCAGACUCUAUAAGGAACUUUUCAAACUGGCCUUUGACUUGGUGUGUUUGAUGGAAAAGUUGCCAAUGGACAGAGGGAUGGACUCUGCGGGCUGGAGGGUGUAUGGCUGGGUUUGUGGGAUUUUUGGUUAUUUUUGUUUUAUUGUAUGAUUUGUGAACUGUUUAUGAAUUGAUUGAAUUGAUUAAUGUAAAGUGAUCUUUUAAAUAAAAAAAUUCUAUA